ACUUUGCAGCUGAAUGUUUGCUGAAGUUCUCUGAGAAUAAAAUACACCUUAAAGCGCAAAUUUUUAUAAAAUAAAUGCAGUUGAAACCUCUACUUAUAAAAUCGCUUGAAGUGAAUAAUAAAUUAUAAGCCUUCACGAACUUUCAAAAAUAUGAUUGAGAUUUCUCACUUUUCUUAUUCUUCACCUAUCACAAUUUAAAAAGGUAAUGGAUCCAGUUAUUGACAAUGAAUGGCUGGGAUGUAAGAAUGAUCCGAUCGAUGAACCACCGACAUUUGGCAACAUAGCACGGAGCUGGCAGUGGCGGGAGAGGGGAGUCAAUGCUCCGAACUCACCGUCAAACAAGACAGUACUUGAGAAUGUUGCUGAGGAUGUACUUGUACAAAAGCCUCUUAAGAUACGAUGUUGUGAUUUACCAGGAUAUCCGAGAUCCACAUUUCUUAUGGUAUUUAGCCCGGAUGGUACCAAAGUUGCAUCAACGCAUGGGAACCACAAUGUCUAUGUAUCAGAAUUAGCUAGUGGGAAACAUGUGAGGAUUUUGAAAGGUCAUCCUCGGACACCGUGGUGUAUCGCUUUCCAUCCAUCCCAUCCGCAGCUCAUAGGAUCCGGAUGUCUUGCCGGACAAGUUAGAGUGUGGGAUAUAUCGAGUGGUGGCAGUGAAGUGUGGAAUGUGAGGAACGAGACUGUCAUAGCCUCGAUAGCUUUCCAUCCAAGGGUUCAGUUGUUGGUGAUUGCUACGUACAAUGAGCUAUACUUCUGGGAUUGGAGCCAACCAGCACCAAUGACUAAGGUCUCCACCAAUAACAUCAAUGAAAAAGUCAGAUACGUGGCAUUCGAUUCUCUCGGCUACAAGUUAAUAACCGGCAUAUCGUUGAGCGCGAUAAGGGGUGGUGUAGACGCGACCGUUCUCCAGCACGCUCCGUCAAAUCCCCAAAACAACAGCAACCGUAGUCUCCACCCAGAUGAUAAUGACGGCAGCAAUAGACCAGACACGGCUGGGGCGACACAGGACGUUAUAGUGAAUUCAUAUCAGUAUCUGGUACAGAGGUACGACAGUCUUGUCAGGAAUUAUCAGAGACUGUUCAUGGUUAGGAACCGGCUCGCUGUCACACCGCCGCCUAAUACGACGGACAGAGGAACUGAUCCAAUGGAAACAGACCCAGCUCCAGAAGCAAAUAGCUAUACACGCACGGCUCGCUCCUAUACAGCCACAACACAGUUGGAUGACGAAAACCAAAACUCGAAUACAAGUAAUAGUAACACCGCUGAAGACACCGCUGACGCUGCUGAAGAAGGGAGUAGCGGUCUUCUGAAUCUUGACGCCCUUUCCUUUGAUAGGGCACCUCCUGGAGAGAGAAACAUGUCGAGACUGGAACUUGCUAUAUUCGGUGCGCGUCCGUCAGCUUUUCAUCCGCUCACCAACGAAAAUCCCGGACGAUCUUUCAGAACGGUCGAUCAAAAUGAAAGAGCCUCAAGACUUUUGCCAAAUCCUUUUUCAAACACAAACGGUACACCACGACCCAGCCGCGUCUCAUUCGCCAGCAGUCCGUUGACCCAACAAUCAAACAACGAUAACGCGCCAAAUGCUUCUCGUACCAGUAUUUUCACGUCAUACAGACCUAAUUCUCCGUCUGUGUUGGAUUUAUCGUCGCGCAGGUGGAGUGGUAAUCGUAGAGUAUUUAUUCCAAGGCCCAGCGACUCACAACCGUCGAAUAGCAAUUCGUCUACAAGAUCCCGUCAGGAAGAUGCUUCUUCCAACACAACAAAUAGGAACACAGCAACAAAUACCAGUGCAUCUUCAAAUUCGAAUUCUAUUCCAAAUGUAUCUUUGAGUAAUAAUUCAUUAUCCAACGGCAAUACGCCUACAGAUACAACCCCCCCUACAAAUAAUUCAACCAGAAGAACGUCAUCACCACCUCAAGGCUCGCCAGUUGACGCGCAGACGAUUAACGAGAGUUUAGAUUUAAUACGAGACAUUCUCAGAGAUUCCGGAACGAGAUUGUUAAACUUAAUCACAAACAUGUCCGCUUCAAGUCUACCUCACGUGGGUCCGGAAGUUCCGAAUAGACGCGUCAAUAUAAGAGCCCAUUCGGACGAUAGCGGUGAAAGUGAACGACCGAGGGGAGCACGACCACGGGUUCGCCUAUUCAGCUCCAACUUGCAGCCCGAAAUACUAUCUUCGAGUUCAGAAUCCGAUAGUGACCAAUCCUCAGAGGUAAAUAUUCUUAGGACUCCGAACACGACGUUCAGAGAAGAAGACUCGCGAGAAGAAUCGUCUCGAACUACCGAAAUGCCGGGACCGUCUAACAGAUCAGCGCCUCCCUCUGAUAGAGCAGACUCCGAGAACGAUGACAAUACACCCAACACUGGCAUUGAUACUGAGAGUGUUUCUACAGCAGCAAGUGCAAGUAGUAGUCGUAAUCGACCGAGAACACAAAAUAAUGAUGCAGGUGAGGGGCCUAGCACAUCAAGUCACGCAUCUGAUGAACCAGAGAACUUAGCUCAGAACAGUUCAAACUAUUUCGAUUCUAGUAGACCUUCCACAAGUGGAAACAAUAUAUGGACGAAUGGGGCCACAGUGCCACCAGAAGAAGCGUUUAGAAAAGUUCGGGGCGGUGUGAACGCGUUACAGAAACACACAACUCAACUGACUAAUAUGUGGGUACGCGGGAACCGCACUACAAUGCGAGAAUUACGUACCAUGUGGGAGAAUUUACGUAGACGAAUCAUAAUGUUACACAGGGAAACCGGCCGACAAGACUUACCCAACUAUUACACGAGAUCUCUUUUAGAAAGAUGUAUGAUGUUGACUGAAAUGACAGGAGAAGCGAGUCGUAAUGCCACGAGAAAUUAUAGAUCGCAAUCUAAUAUGUCUUCUUAUGAGCCCAGGCCUAGCACGUCUAGAGCUGUUCCGGAAGACAAUAGACCCUCACUAUCAGGAAGAUCUCCAUCAAAAAAAACACCCCAACGAUCCUUAUCGUCAUUAUUAUCAAAGAGACUUCAAGCAGCUUAUUGUAGAUGGCGGCCAGAAGACCGAAGACGCAAUCCAAUUUCAAGUCGUAUGUCUCAACGAUAUCUACAUAGACCACGCAGGGAAUAUACAAGGUUAAUAGAAAUAAGUGCGACAAGGCAUGAAAUUCGCAUGCGUGCUAUGCAAGUGUUGUCCGUUAUGUUUAACAUGAUGAUGUUGUGUUUAGAGGAGCGAGGAUUGAGUUCGCUGAUCAUAAAUAUGUUACGCACUCUAAAAAAGGCGCUGGCAUUGACAUGUUUGAUGCUAAUGACAAAUAGGUACAACCCACGCUCCAAUAAUAACGAUUCUCCGCAAAGAGUUGAUUCAAUGAAUGUUAUACGUUUGCAAAAUGUUGAUCACACCGGUCCCGUUAAUGUGGACGGUCCAGAUGAAUCUCCGCAUCAUUCAAUAUCCAGCGAAACGGAAGAGGAUCGUCAAAAUAAUCCAAACAAACGUUUAAAACGUGAUAGAUCGUCUUCGACUACACAAUCUGUAGCUACAGAAAAUCCUGCAACAGAUGACACAACACCACCGACGGCACCCGCUAGCCAAGAACCAACCCAAAGAUGGAGCAAUCGGUUAGCAGUACAGAUUGCCGCUGCCAAUCGAAAUACUUCAAUGACCGCUAGAACGAGACGAGAUUUGUACGUAGAAAGCAAGAGACAAAAAGCACUACAUAGAACAAAUCCGUUAGCCCAUCCGCUAAUUAAGAAAAAGGUGCUACCACCCGUAUCCACAUACAGAAUUCCUUCGUUGCGUUUGACACCUCGAAGAUUAAGUGUCAGGAAUAGCGCGUCCAGAGCCAAUCCAGCAAAUGGAGAACCAAUAGCUGGGCCGUCUGGCAUUCUUUCUGGCACCGGUACCGUUCGUGGCGGACCGUCAAGGCUCCCUCCGGAAAUGAGUAAUGAGUUUGAACACAGAAUCAAUUUAAUAAGAAUGGCGCACAUGCAAGCUGUAAGACUACGUAAUGCUGCUAGAAGUAGAUUUCGCCGUUUGCAAACCAUCCGUCUGUAUACCCCAUCUUCAGUGCGAGAGAUGUUCACCCUGCAGCCUGAGGGUGACAAUCCCCACGAAAGCCGACCAUUACAAAAUAAUUCUGAACCCAACCGGCGAUCGCUCACGUCCUACGACUACAGGCCUCAUAUACUGACUCGGGAGAGAAUCUUCUCUAGAGGAGCUGCUAAUAGACCUUCAGAAGAUUCAGGACAAUUUCACGCGGUCAUCAGCAACACGGGUAUGCCACUGAUGCAGGUCAGUGACCUCAGCAUCAGCAACCAAGAUGGUCAGGGCAACCAGAACCAACGGCUACCGAGAAUCCAUGAAUACCUGCAACCGAUUAUUUUGGCCCAAAACGCAAUGGUGGUUGAUGAGGAGAGGGGUGAGGAUGGGCCUGGAGGUCUAGGAGCUGCCAGGCGAAUGGGGGGAAUGGCGGGCUUACUGGACGCAGGGAUCAUAUCGGAAGCUUUACCCGCGUCGUCACAUCGCGUACAAGCAUGGGACUUCACGACUGGCGAUACACCAGAUAUCUCCAAUACUACAAAAAACGUGGUGGUUCAACGUUGCCGUAUCCACAAUGACGCGAGCAUCGACAUAUCCAAAGACGGCAGACUGUUGGUGGCUCUCCUACCAGUACCGCGGCUCAGGAACGCGAACCAUUGGCUUGGUGUUUAUUCCUUGGAGUGGUCCCGUCUGGGUCAAUGUCUCCACACAGCGGUGUUGGAACAGAAUGCUGUUUCAGUGGCACUGUCACCAACAGCGAGACAUCUGGCUGUAGGUCUUGGAUCUAGAAGAUUCACAUCAGCAGCUCACAGUAGGAACAAUGUGUUUGCACUGCUGUACAGAUUAGACCCACUUGAGAAUUCAAGCCGCACUGGUUUAUCACCUAUCAAAGAAUUGGAACAGACAUGGGAGCAUGGCUUCACCAGCCUGAAUUGUCUCCGUUGGGCCCCGCAACCCGGCCAAGGACUGGUAUAUGCCAAUAAUACAGGACAACUGAUAAUUAUGAGCUAAUUUACAUGCCAAAGGACCCAAAUAAAACACCCCAUAGACCAAAACUUAUUUGACUGAAAUUUGUUUAUUUUUCAAGCAUUUGAUAUAUUAAACAACAUGUGUAAAUAAAAAAUGUUUUAGAUGAAUUCCAAAAGUAACAGCUUCCAAUUGACGAAGUGUGAAUCAUGCUUUAUAAAUUGUUUGUCUCAUAGUUUUUUUAGUAAUGAAUGAGCGUGUGGGUGAGUGUAAGAUUACACAAAUAUAUGUGUGUGUGUGUGUGUGUAAUGUUCAAUGUUCUCACUACAGACUGACUUGUGACUGUCACAAGCACAGGCUGCACAAAUUCAACAUGUGUACAUGUGUUAAAUUAUGUGCACAUGUGUAAAACAUGUACAGAAUAUGAAUUUAUGUUUUAGUAUAAUUGAUCUCUUAAUAUGCAUUAUAUGUAAACUGAAAUUUCAAUAAGUAGUAACCGUUUUAAAAAUCAUAAGUGUUUAUGUAGAUGCACCCAAUAUCUUGCUUUACAAUGACAUAAAACACAAAGAAUACUUAAGUGAAAUUAUUAGAUAUUAUUGUAAUAUAGAUAAAAAAUAUAUAUCUCUUAGUGUUGUUUUGCUUCACUGUACCUAGACAUACUUAUGUAUGUAUUAGAAACACGAUGAUCAUCACAAUAAUAUCUGUGCCUAAAAUUUAUUGAAACUGUUUUGUAAAGUUGUAUAAUUUUCUUAUAUUUAUUUUAAAUUAAUAUAAAUUUUUAGCGAUAACUUUUUAUUCAGUUAAUUGGCUUACAAAAGUUCUGUGUUUUAUUUUUAAUUUUUUUAUUUAUUUUUAUUUAAAAAGAUUAUUUUGCAUUAUUAUAAAUUAUAUGCACUCUACGUCUGGCCACAUGAUACAUGGUCAUAGAAGCCAUAAUAUAGUAUUAAAUGUCCUAAAAUUAUUAUUAAAAAAUAUAUAUUUAAUGUAAAGUCCUUCUCUCUCUAUUGAAUUAUCAUGAAACUUAUACAACUGUGAAGAAUAAGUACUCUUAUUUAAAGCUUUGUUUUAUGUUUGUCGAUACAAACAGAUGAAUAUUGUUGUCUGACAAUCUCAACAAAUUUUAUUGCCCUUAUAUAAGAAUUGUAGUUCCAUUCGCUGCGAGAAAUUAAAUAAUUGUAAAUAGUUUUAAAAAUCUUUUUCUACUUCACCAUAUUCUUAAUGUACCUAUAAAACUAGUUAGGAGGUUUUGAUUAUUUAAAUAAUGUUGCUAAAACACUUGUAUAAUAAUUCUUAUUUAAUUUUGAGACUUAGAAACAAGAUGUUCCUCUUCUUGAAAAUGAUAAUUAAUUCCAUGGAUUUGGAUAAAUCUUAAAACAUAACUUAUGCAUUCUACUUUAAUACAAUAACAGAGACAAAUGAUAAAUUUGUCACAAUAUCAGAAAUAAUUUACCGACUCACUUCAUUCUCCCCUUACUCAAUUACUUUCCCGCUGUGUAAUAACAUAAACAUCUUGCAAUACAUAUUAUUUGUGUAUCCAUUGUGUUCUUUUUCAUAUCAUGUACAAGUGUAAUAUUAUUUGGUUUUAUGUGAUAAACAUGAAAUUUUAUUUGCAAAAUGUAUGUAUACUUAAUGUCAAGCUGUACAGUGGAUUGUUGUCUAAUAAAAAUAUUAAUAUAGUAGAUAAAGCA
Danaus plexippus (monarch butterfly) is the source of this 6660-nucleotide messenger RNA. RefSeq names its product activating molecule in BECN1-regulated autophagy protein 1-like. Gene Ontology annotation, molecular function: protein binding. Gene Ontology annotation, cellular component: intracellular membrane-bounded organelle. NCBI's taxonomy places the organism in Eukaryota, Metazoa, Arthropoda, Insecta, Lepidoptera, Nymphalidae. The transcript is spliced from 15 exons. The record is from RefSeq and is a predicted model, not a curated record. Gene Ontology annotation, biological process: autophagy. Bases 206 to 5017 code for a protein of 1603 amino acids.